Messenger RNA from Helianthus annuus (common sunflower), 791 nucleotides. Its product is annotated as pectinesterase inhibitor 9. Gene Ontology annotation, molecular function: enzyme inhibitor activity. Gene Ontology annotation, biological process: negative regulation of catalytic activity. The record is from RefSeq and is a predicted model, not a curated record. The transcript has a single exon. NCBI's taxonomy places the organism in Eukaryota, Viridiplantae, Streptophyta, Magnoliopsida, Asterales, Asteraceae. Bases 16 to 636 code for a protein of 206 amino acids.
AACGCUAUCACCAAAAUGGCACAAAUGACUUUUUCAUUGUUGGUCCUCUCUCUCACCAUCUUAGGUUUUUUGGGCACGGUCGAGUCACGCUCACGUGCAAGGACGUACAUUGAGGCACAAUGUCGAACGACGUUAUACUUUGAUCUAUGUGUCAAAACUCUGUUACCCUACCCUAACAAAAACGACUUACCAAGCCCACAAAAACUAGCUCAAAUUUCGCUAACUACAUGUCUAGCCAAAACUCGUUUCACAAAGGCUUAUGUGGAUAUGGUAGCAAAACAAUUAAACAAAACAAAGAAUCCCGGAGAAUACCAAGCCCUAGAAGACUGCUUGCGCCAAAUCAACAAUGGCGUGAACCAAAUUACUCUAUCGGUUAAGGAGUUGCAAGAAAUGGGAAAAGACGGGGAGGAGAAGUUUUCUUGGCAUGAAAGUAAUGUGCAAAGUUGGGUUAGUGCUGCUUUAACGGAUGCCACAACAUGCAUGGAUGGAAUUUUGGGGGAUGAAAUUGGAAGUAAGACAAAAAGUAUGAUCAAAGCAAGGUUUUUAAACGUAAAACAACUCGCUAGCAAUUCUAUCGCGUUGUUCAGUCGUUUUACAGCAAGGCAUCGUGCUUCUCGAGCAAUCAAGAAUCCUUAAAGACUCGUAUAUAUUUCAAACUGAAACCUGUUGUAAUGUUGAAUUCGUCUGUGGUGCAUGUUAAUUUUUGAUGUUUAUUUUAUGUCAAAAAGUAUAUAAAUGUAACUUUCAAUAACUACUUAUAAAACGUGGAUAUAUAUGUCCCUCAUAAGUCA